Messenger RNA from Rhizoctonia solani, 975 nucleotides. RefSeq lists its product as uncharacterized. Bases 1 to 975 code for a protein of 324 amino acids. The transcript is spliced from 4 exons. Lineage: Eukaryota; Fungi; Basidiomycota; Agaricomycetes; Cantharellales; Ceratobasidiaceae. The record is from RefSeq and is a predicted model, not a curated record.
AUGUCGAGCGAUAUAGAUUCUGUAGUGGAAAUGCUGGUCGUAGGCUCUAGCGGUGGCUUGACAGUCGCCUAUAUAAUGCCUUCACUACCAGCUGCUGUCCCUCACCGAGAUGCAUUCGCUCUGGAUGCCUUCGGUUUUAACUUCAUGGAUUCUCAAUUACCCACUCUCGACACUUUCUCCACUGCUGGCCUGUCUAAUACAUGGGAGCUGCCAGAUAUUUCCGGCAUGGGAUUCGACGAACAAUUCAUGAGCAUGAUCUCGGGUUUAUCUGCAGAGCAGAUUCAAUAUAUGCUUGACUACUUGACUCCGCCCGAUAUGCAAGAAGUACCCUCACAGAUUUAUGUGCCUACCAACGACAUAAUUCUUCAACAGCCAACAGCAACUAUCCCGUCCCAGGCUCCGAUUGGUUCUGAACCAAUUGAUCGGCCCGCCGAAGCUCCCCUCCCUACUACCUCACGUUCUCGAGGCUGCAGUGGGACCACACUUCUUACGGCUAUUACCCUGCUUAGGCUUAAUGUACGAUUUAAUCCGCUCUUCCGGAGCAUGGGCCUCGCUUCCUGCCCAGACAAGAUUGACCUGAAGGCUGGCAUGGAGCAAGAAGACGCUAUGAUUGCGGCCGGCUACCUCCCUCAAACACAUGUUCCAUGGGAAGAGGCGAUCAAGCUCCUUGGAAAGCAGGGAUUCCGUAGCUACUAUUAUAGUGAAAUAGAAAUUGCAAAGGCGAACAACACUGAACUCCCACCUGUGCCUGAGUGGAUUAGGCGGUACUGCUUGUCCAAAGAUACUCGAAAUGCCCCUGCUCGCAUUAGCAACCAAGAUUGCACCACAAAUCCUCUAAACAAGAAGCCGAAAGCUGCGAAAAUGAUCUCUCGUCGCAAUAACCCAACCGAGCAGCCAGCGUUUGUUUGGGGUCAGAAUAAGGGUAAAGGAAAUAGUGUCAGCACUCAGCGUUACAGCCCUUAUGCUCGCCAGUAA